Molecule: messenger RNA, 2911 nt
Organism: Stomoxys calcitrans (stable fly)
Lineage: Eukaryota; Metazoa; Arthropoda; Insecta; Diptera; Muscidae
Product: sialin
Exons: 8
Coding region: 639-2174 (511 amino acids)
Biological process (GO): monoatomic anion transport; transmembrane transport
Cellular component (GO): plasma membrane
Molecular function (GO): transmembrane transporter activity
Source: RefSeq, a predicted model, not a curated record
UUAGAAACAAAAACCGUUUGCUUGCCAGUAAAAAAAUUGUUAUAGAAAUAAAUGAAAUAAAACCAUAUGUUAACAGCAAGCAGCAAGUUGUAUAAUAUUAAUAAGAAAACAACAAAUUUGUUACAUUUAUAUUUAAUUUUGUCGUUCAUUGAGCGUUAAUUGCAAAAGAAAAACAACAACAUAAUUAAAAGGAACUCAGUUUGGUGUGCUCACAUAUUCGUCGGUUUGUGGUCUGAGAGAGAGAAAGAGAGACGCCGCCAACAUUUUCCUCUCGAGCCAGUGACAUUACAACAUUUUCCCAAAUAUUUUGUUUGGAUUUUUUGUACGCCAGACUUUUGGUUGACAUUUCUGUCAAAUAUAUAUCGGCAGUUUGUGUAGCAGUUUUGUGAUACAAUAACAGUACACGUGUUUGGUUGUUGUUGUUGUGAAAAUAGAGUGUGCUGUGUGUUCAGUGACAGUGACAUUGAAGUACAUUCAUAAUUUUGGCCAUUGUUAUUUUAUCCAUACAGUGAUUUUGUAUUGGAAGUGAUUCCUUAUUGCAUUUAUUGUUGUUUUUUUUUAAAAUUUCCUGCCUUGAGUCUAUUCAUAUACAAAUUUGCGUAUUUUUUCAUUGUAUAUAUAAGUGAUUCUUUCAAAUUAUGUCUAAUACUGAAAAACAGGGAGUCAGUAAAAUAAGAAAUUUCUUAUCAUGUCGCCAAGUCUUAAAUCUUCUUACAAUGUUCGGCUUUAUGCUGAACUAUGCCCUGCGUGUAAAUCUCACCAUUGCCAUUGUGGCAAUGGUAAAACCAGAAAAUGCUACCUUAGAUGCUAGUUUGGAGGGUAGCAAUUCGACAAACACCACCUCGGGGUUAACUUCCAGCAUUACAACAACAACGUUAGCGCCUUCAACAGCCAACAGCAGUAGUAGUAGUAGCAGUAUAUCAGUUGAAGAUGUGGAUGACCGCUUUGCCUGGGAUACAUACCAACAGAACUUUGUUCUAGGUUGCUUUUUCUGGGGUUACAUUCUUACUGAGUUACCUGGUGGCCGUUUGGCCGAAUUGAUUGGUGGACGUCGUGUGUUUGGACAUUCCAUGUUGUGGGCCAGUCUCUUGACUUUGAUCACACCCUUGGCUGCCCAUCUGAAUUAUGUGCUUUUGAUUGUUGUGCGUGUUGUAUUGGGCUUUAUGUUGGGUGCCUCAUGGCCUGCCAUUCAUCCUGUAGCUGCCGUAUGGAUUCCACCAAAUGAGAGAUCCAAAUUCAUGUCAAAUAUGAUGGCUUCUUCCUUGGGUGCUGCUAUUACUAUGCCAGUUUGUGGUUUUCUUAUUUCGGUUGCUGGCUGGGCCAGUGUUUUCUAUGUAACCGGUGUUGUUGGUCUCAUCUGGUCCGUUUUAUGGUUCACUUUGGUCUUUGAAACCCCUGCCACCCAUCCCCGCAUCUCUCCCGAGGAAAGACGUGAAAUUGAGGAGGCCCUUGGCACUUCGACUUCCAAGAAACGUCCCAGCUAUGUACCGUGGGGGGAUUUGUUCUGUUCGCCUGCCGUCUGGGCCAUUAUUAUUACCCAUGGUCUGUCAGUAUUUGGCUUCUUUACUGUGAUCAAUCAAUUGCCAACAUUCAUGAAUCAAGUUUUGCAUUUCGAUAUUAAGAAGAAUGGUUUGUUCUCAUCCCUGCCUUAUUUGGGUAAAUACAUUAUGGCAUUUGGCUCAUCUUGCUUUGCGGAUUGGUUACGCCAAAGAGGAGCAUUGAGCACAACAGCAACUAGAAAAGUUUUCACUACUUUUGCUCUUACCACACCUGGCUUACUGAUGGUGGCUCAGGUCUUUUUGGGCAAAGAAGCAGCAUGGUCAGUGACAAUAUUCACAUUGGCUUUGUUCGCUCAUGGUGCUGUGACUCCUGGUUAUUUGGGUAAUGGUUUGGAUAUUGCACCCAAUUUCAGUGGCACCAUAUUCGGUUUAGCAAAUACUCUGUCCUCAUUUGGUGGUUUCCUAUCCACAUGGAUGGUGGGGGCAUUGACAUAUGGUGAUAAAUCCUACCACCAAUGGCAAAUUGUUUUCUGGAUUUUGGCCGUUACCUACAUUUCCGGUGCUGUGGUUUAUUUGAUUUUGGGUACGGGUGAUUUGCAGCCCUGGAAUAAUCCACCAGAACGUAAAAAAGUUUCAGAUGUGCAUGCCGAGGAAGGUGUACCACUGAAAAACUAAAAUAAAAUUAUCUGUAAGAUCUGUUUUUCAAUUUCAUUCGAAUUUUGUCUCAUCUUAAAAUGUAUUAUAAAUAUUUAAAAACAAACAAACAUACACAAACACACAAACAAAAAGAACUAAAAUAUAAAAAAAAAAAAAAAAAACGGAAAAACAGUGGUAACAAAAAAGAAAUGCAAACAGGUGCUCUAUUUUAAAGAUGUACGAUAUUUACCAUUACUAUACUGUAUUAGUUGAAUUUUUUAGUUGUUUUAAGGGAAUUUUUUAUUUUUAUCAAAAAAAAAAAAAGAAAAAAAUAAUGAUAAAAAAAUAUUAAAAUUAGUUUUAACAUAAAACAAAAUAAACCCCACCUUGAAUAUAAAAGACCCAAGUUCUUUGAGAGAAAACUUGCCUUAAGAAACAAAUAAAGACUUUCUUUGCGAAAGACAUUAUUUUUAAAGAAAACAUAAGGCCCAAAUAAGCACAUACAAAUUAUACAAAUCAAUCGUACGACAAAUCUGUAAACAAAUCAGCUAUAAAUUAUAAGUUUUCUUUGUUUAUACCAAACAUCAGUUUAGUUGAGUAGUACAUUGAAACUAUAGCCGCACAACAAUUCAAGAACAUUGAUUGAAUUUGGCCUUAAGAAUAUUAUUUUACUUAGAGUUUAAUACCUUUAAAGCCUUUAUCGAACUCAAUGACUAAGAGAAUGUUAUAAGGAAGGAGAGAUUGUUUCUAUAAGUUGAAGAAAGAAAGUCGGCUUG